CGUUAAGAGUCGGGAGGCGGGGAUCCACGAGGGAUAGGGGACGCUACGAAUAGAGCUUCCGAAUCAGGCAACAGGAAGCCCUGAGUGCAAAUUCUGAUUUAGAUACGUAGUUCUGUGACGCUAGAUAAAUUGCCUAGCCUUUAUUUUGUUGUUGUUAUUGUUGUUGUUGUUAGCAUUUCACACAAGCAUUAGGAAAUGUAGCUGCAGCAAAGUUGCAUCCGCUCCCUCAGAAUCCGCACCCAACCCUGGGCCCCCAGUCCUUCGCGUCUCAGGCCUCCUUUCAGUGGUACAGCCUGCCCUUCCCCCCCAUCAUUGUAAUUGGUAUAGUCCUCCAGCUCCUUCAGGGAAGCGGCCCGACCGCAUCACUUGGCUUAGCCCUCCCACGCCUGCGGAUCAGUGAUAGACUCCUCCCUGCUUUUCCCCCGCCGCCCUAAGCUUGGUACAGUCCUGACCCUGCCCGUGGCUUUGACCGCCCGUUCCUUCGCCCCUCUCCUAGGCCGGCGCGCGGCACGGAGCAGGUCCUCUCCCCGGCGCCGACCGCGGUGAUGGCGCCGCCUGCAGGCGGGGGCGAGGAGGUGGGCGCAUCGCUAGAAGAGACGGCGGUGCUUGUGGAAGUGCGGGGCCUGGGACCCGAGUCUGGGGCGGGUCCGAGUCCCGGUCCUGAUGGACUGUGGCGGCUGCAGCUGAGCGCCGAGGCCUCAAGGCCGGGGCACUUCCGCCUGGUGCUCCAGGGCUCUGGGAGCUCUCCCGGGGAGGGCUUUCAGUGGUCUCUGGAAUCCGUGGCUUGCACCAGCCGUGGCCCUCGUGAGUUGGAGCUACAGCCACCCCAGGAAGGGCCCGGGCCGGGUGUUCUGACGCUGUGCUUCCGCGACCCUCAAGACGCCCAGCGCUGGAGUGCGAUGCUGGAGAAAGCCCGAGACCUUGGGGGCACAGCUGCUGCCAUCCCUGCUGCAGCCCCUGCCCCAGGCAUUCUGCCUCCUACUGUCUCCACACCCCCUCCAGCUUCUGAAGCCGAGACCCUGUGGAGCCCCCAGGAUUUUUCUGAGAAAGAGACGCUGACCAACCGGCUGACCCAGGCCAUCUGUGGGGGUGAUGAGCAGGGAGCAGCUCAAGCAGCAGCUGCCCUUGCACAGAGGCAAGUGCCUCUCAACAUCCUGCUCCAGGAGAGCUGCUUCCCUCCAGGUCCUAUCAGGGUGCAGGUCACAGUGGAGGAUGCAGCAUCAUCAGCCCACAUCUCCCUCCGGGUUCAUCCUCACAGUACGAUAGCAGCCCUACAAGAACAGGUGUUCAAAGAAUACGGUUUUCCGCCCCGCGUACAACGAUGGGUGAUAGGCCGGUGUUUGUGUGCGCCCGAAAGGAGCCUGGCCUCCUACGGGGUGCAGAGAGACGGAGACCCUGCCUUCCUCUAUCUCCUUUCUGGGCCCCCUGGGCCUCACGGCGCUCGUCCUCCAGCCCGGGGACUGGACAUUGGCAAGAAGUCAAAUGGAGAGAUUGGCUCCCUCCUUGGCCAGCAACCAGGGCUUCCUCCAACCUCCCGUCCAGCCCCCAACCCUUCUGAAUCCCUGCAAGUUGGCUGGUCCUGCCCUUCUUGCACCUUUAUCAAUGUUCCUGGGCGACCAGGCUGUGAGAUGUGCAGCACUGAACAACCAGCUUUCCAAAGCCCUCAGCCAGAGGCUCCUGCUCAGCAGCUCCCAAAGAUUACAAGGCGGGGAGAGGACAUGACCAUUCCCCCCAGCAUCAGGUCUCCAGAUACCUCCUUUCACAUGUUGAGUGAAUUCUCCUGACCCAAUAAGGUCAAACCAAUGGACUAGAAUUAACUUAUAGGAGAGUAAAGUCUGACAGUAACUUAAACCCACUUAAACCUGGAUGGACAAGAUGAAAAUUGAACUAUAAUAAUAAAAAUAACCUAUCAUAUUUGGAGAA
This is a messenger RNA of Antechinus flavipes (yellow-footed antechinus), 1923 nucleotides long. It is a transcript of the gene SHARPIN, whose product is annotated as SHANK associated RH domain interactor. The transcript has 9 exons. The coding region runs from base 546 to 1784 and encodes 412 amino acids. The record is from RefSeq and is a predicted model, not a curated record. Gene Ontology annotation, cellular component: LUBAC complex. Gene Ontology annotation, biological process: protein linear polyubiquitination; proteasome-mediated ubiquitin-dependent protein catabolic process; positive regulation of canonical NF-kappaB signal transduction. Gene Ontology annotation, molecular function: ubiquitin binding; ubiquitin-protein transferase activity. Lineage: Eukaryota; Metazoa; Chordata; Mammalia; Dasyuromorphia; Dasyuridae.